AUGUUUGAAAAAUUGGUCAAGGAUUAUGCCAUAAGUGUAAAUGUUAUAUGCGUACCAACAACAAAAAAUAUCGCAGAUGAACUCACACGAGUGCCAACAAAAUGGAUAAAAAACAAAGUUGCAACGCAAGAAUGUAAUAUCAUCUAUAAGCACGAUCAUCAGCAGAUUAAAAAAGUUCACUCAAUAGCACACAUGGGAGUUUCCAAGAGUAUGAAGUUAUUUUCGCCUGCUGGUAUCCACGUUAGCAGAGAUACAGUGAAACAAAUUGUAGCUGAAUGUGAUGAAUGCAAUUCAAUUGGUCCUAAUGUGAUUUCGUGGGAUAAAGGAAAUCUUGCUGUCAGCAAAGUGUGGGAAAGAGUAGCCUGCGAGGUUACUCACGUUGAUUCAUUGCUGUAUCUUACCUGUAUUGAUUGUGGCCCAAGCAGAUACACGUUGUUGACACAAUUAAGCGACGAAAGUGUAACAAUGGUUGUUCAAUCGUUAGAAACAAUAUGGUCAUCGCUUGGACCUCCUUCCGAAAUUCUCCUAGAUAAUUCUAAGUCGUUUAGAUCUCAGACUAUGCAGGCUAUGGCGUUGAAGUGGGAAAUAAUAAUUAUUUAUCGAGCUGUUGAAAAACCAUCGGGAAAUGGAAUUGUUGAAAGAGUUCAUCGGACAGUAAAAAGAAUAAAUGCAAGAGCGAAAUGUGGAAUACCCAUGUCUGUCUUCUUAAUCAACAACGUACCAUCAAAACAUGGCACACCUUUCGAAAUCUUUUGCCAUCAAUACAAACGCGUCCGAAUUCCUGGAAUCAACAAAGUCAACACAAAAGUCUCAGAAUAA
This is a messenger RNA of Hydra vulgaris (swiftwater hydra), 819 nucleotides long. RefSeq lists its product as uncharacterized. Lineage: Eukaryota; Metazoa; Cnidaria; Hydrozoa; Anthoathecata; Hydridae. The record is from RefSeq and is a predicted model, not a curated record. Gene Ontology annotation, molecular function: nucleic acid binding. Gene Ontology annotation, biological process: DNA integration.